AUGACUCAGUCAGCGCUUCCAGAUGAUAUUCUGCAUCUCCUGUGCGAAGAACUUGCCAAUCAAGAACAAUUCGACACGCUCUUUAACUGUGCUUCUGCCAGCCGUGCUCUCGCCGUACCUGCAUUAACUCAUCUGUACAAAUCUCACCACCUAGCUCCCGUCCGGGGUGGGGGAGAAGAUCUCUACGGCUUACCUGCUGCCACCAAGCUUCUUACAAUUCAGAAAUGGUCCAUUCUGUGGCGAUCAAUUGUCGCAUCCAGUCUCGACGUCACACUUUUCCCCUACUGUCGCUACAUCAAGUUACUAGACUUUCGCGAUCUGGGGUAUCUCCUCGAUGACGAUCAGUUCCGUGCCAAAGUCUCCAAGCAAUUCUUCUCCGGGCCACUGAAACAAUUCGAAAGAACCGAGUCAGGAAUAAAUAUCAAAGGCAAGAAGUAUACACGAAUAAAGACAGCGGACAUCAUCGACGCGAUCGGCGAAGUGGUUACCCAGCACACACCAACUCUCGAAAUCAUCAUUCAGCCUGGUGCUCUUGUACGAUGGACGCCCCGGCUUCCCCGGCUCCAAAGCCUCGAACUGUGGGACGGAAAGCCUCUGGAAGAUGAACUGGUCCACGCAUCCAUCAACAACCAUUGUCCGCAAUUCAGAGCCCUUAUGAUCUACACCUGGGUCUCCGAAGACAAUGAUCGCAAAUUCGCCAAAUUCCUUUCCUCGAUGCGGCCAAACACACUUCAGACACUCCAAACGAUUAGCGACGUCAAGGCAGGCGCCGAAUCAUUCUUAGCUCUUAAUCACCAUGGAAACUCACUCGAAGAUCUAAGAAUAUGUGUAUCCAAUGAUUCGAUACCGCAUUUGUCCCUACUGCAAGGAUGUGUAGCUCUGAAAACACUGCGCAUCGAGGAUAUACAUGGUGCCGUCGACUUGGAAGCAACAGAACAUGACGUCUUCCUCGAAACGACCGCCUGGCUACGCAAGUGCGCAGAUCUUCAGCGUCUCAGUUUCUCGAAACUGCAAUCCGGAGCCGCACUAAUCACGCCUGUGCUACUGGAAGAGAAGAUACAACUCAAUAGCCUGGAGAUAGAUUCGUACACACUAAAAGACCAUAAGACAUUCCAUCAGGCUCUUGUACACCAACAGUCAUCCUUGAGGGUGCUGUUUCUGAGCGGCGAUACCGAUGGCAUGUUUCGAGAUGACUUGGACAUCCUCGUGGAUUCCUUGAAGCAAUUGACAGAGUUGCGGGAUCUGCACCUCAUCCUCCCCGAGGUCCUGCGAGAUGAACAUCUCAUUACCAUCAUCGCUAAUCUCACCCUGCUGGAGGAUCUAUACGUCAGUGGCCUGGAGCUCAACGACAUCGUACUACCUCAUCUGGCGAGCCUACCGAACCUCCGUACCGUCACCAUCUCCGGUAUAUCAAAAUUCACAAUGGAUGGUCUCCUGGAUUUCGUAUCAAGGCUAGGGCCGGGCAAUCAGGGCAUCCGUCUUUCAGUCGAUAUGGCGGACACGGAUACACUGCUUUCGGAAGACGAACUGACCUUGGUAAGAGACAACCUUGCGGAAAAGGCUGGUGGUACAUUGGAGUACAUGGCGCUCAGAGACCCGAACGUUCCUGAGUUUGAAAGCGACUCUGACUGA
Molecule: messenger RNA, 1632 nt
Organism: Alternaria atra
Lineage: Eukaryota; Fungi; Ascomycota; Dothideomycetes; Pleosporales; Pleosporaceae
Exons: 7
Coding region: 1-1632 (543 amino acids)
Source: RefSeq, a predicted model, not a curated record